AUAUUUUUCUAUUUGAGUAUGUUUUUAAUUUAUUUUGCAGGAAGUAAAACAAAUAUUUUAAAGUAAAACAAUUUUAGUUUUUCUUUUUCUUUUUUGCGUGACGCCCACUCCACACCUGACAUGCGCAGUGCAUGCCGGAGAGUGGCCUUAGUCAGCAUGAUGGCGUCCUUAACUGUGCGGUGUUCCACACGUUGGAUCACAGUUGCGGUGUCCUCCGGACGCCAGAGAAUCGCCAGUGCAGUUUUCUCACCUGAAAAUGGAGAGAUCCGUCGUUUUUCUACUCUUGGGACCGACAGAUUAUGGUGUAAAGGGAGCUUUGUGCGCGGCGUCGCGGGAAAAGCGUUGACAUUGAGAGGUGUCAAAUUGCCAAAUGCUGUCUCCACGCUGUUAUUCCACACAAGCACCCCCUCUAGGAGCAAGCAGGACUUCUACCAGAUCCUUGGGGUUCCUCGCACAGCAACCCAGAAGGAGAUCAAGAAAGCCUAUUACCAGAUGGCCAAAAAGUAUCAUCCUGACACGAAUAAAGAUGAUCCACAAGCCAAAGAGAAGUUUGCUCAGCUGGCUGAAGCCUACGAGGUCCUUGGUGAUGAAGUGAAGAGGAAGCAGUACGACACAUAUGGCUCGACAGGCUUUGAUGCUGGUCAAGCUGGUCAAGGCCAGCAUUACUGGAGCGGACAGACCACCAAUGUGGACCCAGAGGAGCUCUUCCGCAAAAUCUUUGGAGAGUUUUCGGGCGGUCGGGGUUUCGGUGACUUCAACGCCAUUUUCGAUCAGCCACAGGAGUACAUCAUGGAGCUGACAUUCACCCAGGCAGCAAAAGGAGUUAACAAGGAGAUAGCCAUCAACAUAGACACUACCUGUCAGCGCUGUGAUGGUAAGGGCCAUGAACCAGGCACCAAGGUCCAGCACUGUCACAGUUGCAACGGCUCUGGCAUGGAAACUAUAAAUACAGGCCCAUUUGUGAUGCGCUCAACUUGUCGGCGCUGUGGUGGCAAAGGCUCGGUCGUUUCCACUCCCUGUAACUCCUGCCGCGGCACAGGCCAGACAAAGCAAAGGAAGACCGUGAUGGUUCCUGUGCCUGCAGGAGUGGAGGAUAAUCAGACGGUCCGAAUGCCGGUUGGAAAAAAAGAGAUCUUCAUCACAUUUCGGGUCCAGAAAAGCCCGAUAUUCAGGAGGGACGGUGCAGACAUCCACUCUGAUCUUCACGUGUCUGUGGCACAAGCCAUCCUGGGGGGCACGGCCAGAGCACAAGGCCUUUAUGAAACACUUAAUUUGUCUAUCCCUGCAGGAAUGCAGUCAGACCACAGAAUUCGCCUUUCAGGAAAAGGAAUUGCUCGUGUCAGUGGAUAUGGUUUUGGAGAUCACUACAUCCAUGUGAAAAUAAAAAUACCCAAGAAUUUGACAGACAGACAAAAAGCAUUAAUUUCCAGCUAUGCAGAAGAUGAAACGGAAAUAGAGGGGACAGUAAAUGGUGUCACUGCCACCAGCACAGGGAAAAGAUCUUGGAAUUGAAUCUUUAUCGACUGCUGACCACAGCAGGGAGGACAAUGCAAAGCAGCAUGGACGCAUCACAAGGAAUUUACAGAAAAAUGAGGAAGUGUCUCUCUCUUUUUUUUUUUUUUGGAUUAAUCGUUUAAAAAUGACCAACUUGGAUCUGUUCUAAAAACACACAGAAGAUGCUUUGUUGCUCAGUUCCAGUGGAUCUACAGCGAAGAGGCUGCACCUCCUCUUCCUGUCAAGUGUCAGUGGAAGCCAGUGUGGCUGUACAAACCUGUACUUCAUGGCACCCAGUACUCUCAUGUAUAGAAUAAAUAAAGCUGUACCUGGGCAGUCUCA
Messenger RNA from Oryzias latipes (Japanese medaka), 1836 nucleotides. RefSeq names its product DnaJ heat shock protein family (Hsp40) member A3a (gene dnaja3a). Gene Ontology annotation, molecular function: protein kinase binding; ATP binding; heat shock protein binding. Gene Ontology annotation, biological process: response to heat; negative regulation of apoptotic process; mitochondrion organization. Gene Ontology annotation, cellular component: mitochondrion. The record is from RefSeq and is a predicted model, not a curated record. NCBI's taxonomy places the organism in Eukaryota, Metazoa, Chordata, Actinopteri, Beloniformes, Adrianichthyidae.